UAUGAACAGAGCUGUCCAAAUAUUUUUGUCAGGCUUUUAUCAUACAAUGCUGAACGCGCAUGUCGACGAUUGUUCAUAUAUAGUUGAAUAGCUUCCGAACUAUUUGACGUAUCGAUGUUAAAAUAGGAAUCCACGAAAAAGGGGAACGAUCGAUGUCAAAUAUACCCUUAAACACCUGUUUAAACUCAUAGCCGUGUAAGUCCGCAUUAUCGUUUCUAUCGUAUGCGAAUCUCAAGCGAAAUCGAAACAGCAAAGGCAAAGCGUAUUUCAUCGUCGCGUCGCACAACGAAUACGACGUUGGCCGCUCGCCGAUGUCGUCUCACGAGACCCGAGACGUUUUAUUUGCGGCUACGGUACUAUGAAGUGUAUUCAGAACCAACCUCUCGAUAAUAGCUUUUGUCGAUUAUCUUGAUAUCUGACGUUAUAUAGUUCUCUAGCAGCGCGCAGCUGCGCAGACGAUCGCGAUCGCGAUUACGAAUCGAAGUUGGUGUCGAAGUUGACGAGGCAUUCGUAAUACGGUUUCGACCGCAAAUAUUUUACUGAUAUUUUCGUACAAUCACCAUGACGGAAGCUAAAAAGUGGACAUCCAAGACGAAGAGGGUUUCACUGGGAGUUGGCGGUGCCUUGGUGGAGCUAACGCAGGAUCCUGAACGGGGUAGCUGGGCCAAUCCCAUCGAGUUUGUUCUAUCCUGCAUCGGGUAUGCCGUUGGCAUUGGCAAUGUUUGGCGUUUCCCUUACCUUGUAUAUCGUAAUGGCGGUGGUGCUUUUUUAAUUCCAUUCGUUUUAAUGCUGAUAACCAUGGGAUUGCCGAUAUUUUUUUUGGAACUCGCGAUUGGACAAUAUUCAGGACUUGGCCCUAACGAAGCGUUCACACGUAUGGCGCCGGCACUCGAGGGUCUCGGUUAUUGCACCCUCGUCGUCAUUUUGCUUGUAAUGGUCUACUACAUGGUGAUCGUUGCCUGGACACUUUUCUACACGUUCGUCUCGUUCGUGCCGAAGCUCAGUUGGGCCUACUGCGACAACGAUUUCAACACGAACGAUUGUUAUAGUGGCCUACAAGGGAUUCAAUGUCAAACGAAUGAUCCGGAAACGAUAUUUUACAACAAGACUUGCAUAUCGGCCAGGCUUAUCUGCAAGAACUUUGGUUUCGAGGAUGGCAACGUCACGCAUUGUUUCGAUACGAACAGAUUGGAACUUCUCCAACACCUUUAUACUCGCACCCUUUCUUCGGAGGAAUAUUUCAACGACCGUGUAUUGGGUCUACGAGGUGCCACGUGGGAACAUUUUGGAGGCAUAAGAUGGGAAUUGUUAGGAUGUCUCACCCUCGCUUGGAUAGUCUGCUUCCUAUGCCUGAUGCGCGGUGUCCAGUCCAUUGGGAAGGUCGUCUACUUUACCGCGCUUUUCCCUUACGUCAUACUUACAGCGCUGCUGAUACGAGGUGUUACACUGGACGGUGCUGGUGACGGUUCUCUUUGGUUUAUUACGCUAAAAUGGUCAAAACUGAAAUCAACUAGCGUAUGGGCAGAUGCUGCGUCCCAAGUUUUCUAUUCCCUUGGUAUUGGUUGUGGAUCUUUGAUCACUCUUUCGAGCUACAGUAAUUUCAAUAACAAUUGCCACAGAGACGCAAUUAUCGUGACGUUUACGAAUCUUGCAACGUCGAUCUUCGCCGGAUUCGUAAUUUUCUCCAUUAUGGGAUUUCUUGCCCGUCAAGUGGGCAUGCCAAUCGACGACGUGAUCAAAAGCGGGGCAGGGCUGGCUUUCAUCGCGUACCCAGAGGCCGUGGCACGGAUGCCGUUGCCCAAUCUCUGGGCAGUGUUGUUUUUCGUCAUGCUGUUCAUCCUAGGCAUCGGUAGCCAAUUCGCAGGCGUGCAGGCGAUAAACACCGCCAUAUUGGACCUGCGACCAGAUUUACGAAAACACGAGAGCUACGUGGUAUUAGGGAUAUGCGUCACUUGCUGGCUCCUUGCUAUACCGAUGGUGUUCGAUGGUGGUAUUUACCUGUUCACGCUGAUGGACUGGAACACCGCUUCUUGGGCAAUACUAUUGAUCGGCAUUGCCGAGGUCGGCGUGGUAGGCUGGUGUUACGGGUGCAACAAAUUCCUGCGUAACAUAGCUGAAAUGCAAAUGCGGUUCAGCCUUUUGCUCCGCAGAUAUUGGUGGCUCAGUUGGGUUGUGCUCGCGCCUAUCACUUGUCUGGUGGUGUUCGUGUAUCAAAUAUGUACGUACGAGAUGCCUCGUUAUGGCGAGUACAUAUUCCCUGGCUGGGUGAAUGCGAUCGGAAUACUGAUCGGCCUGUCGACCCUCGCCCCGAUGCCGUUCUUUUUCAUCCGUCGCCUUUGGAAAGGUCCGAGGGACUGGAGUUUGUUUCGACCAAAGAAGACGUGGGGACCAGCUGCGGAGAAAGGUACAGGUAACGGCAAUUCGUCCAUGGCGACCACCAAGAUCUCGCAACCGUAUAGAAACGAAUCACAAGAGGAUUACAUUUAAUGAUUUUAACGAAUUCAUCUACCUUUUAGACGAUUCUAGUCACGUUAACGCGAAUGUUAAUCACCCGAUCCAAGCGUUCGAGAACGCUCUCUUCCCUACUUAGUUUUUUUCUGUUAGGAAAGUUUUACAAAUAGAGUGCGGAUUUUUAUGCAUUUAUGUGAAACUCGAAGAUGCAAAAAUACACAGAAUGCAUGUAACUUCCAAAAACUUAUAAUUAAUUAUAACAAUUUCCAAAAAUAUUUAAAAUAUAGAACUUUCGAAAUAUUCGAGCCAUACACAGGUCGAAGUAGCUAAUUCUACUUUUUGAAAUUUUGAACAUUUUAGCGAAGGUUCGAUCGAAGCUUAUCUGAUAUAAUUUCAUCAAUUUUCUCUGCUUUUUGUUUCGUGGAAUUUCAUUUUUUCAUUUUUAGGCAAGUUGCGUUUUCUUAAUCGUAUUCGUAGAAAUAUCAAUACGCAUAAAUCUCCGCUGUCUGUUCAUCAAUGAUCUUUGUUCUAUUCUCUUUCAUUCGCUUUUGUCUGAUGUGAAACGAAUUAAGAGCUUUCAUCAGAUAAAAGUCAGAUUGGAAGUUUUAAGGAACCCGGCAGAUUUUUCGGGCGAGAACGAAGAGCUACGAUAUAUUAACACUUCAGCCGAUUUCAUAUUUUCCAAUACUCGCUGUAAAACUUGGAAACUCUGUUUUCGUUGGAACUUUUAAAUUAAUGCCAGCGAACAGCCACGGUGGUAGCAUCAAGUACAACGAGGUGCGUGUGUUAUAGCAUUUCGCUAGCUGUUUCAAAGCAACGUUUUAAUUUUUAUGUCUAUGUGAACACGCUAACGCGUACGAACGAUAUUAAUGAAUUUGCAAUUUUUACCUGAAAAGAACUCAUCGGUUCGUUUUGAUGUUUCGUUCUUUGCAUUUCAAACAGGGAAUGUAUCGGCAAUUCCACUGGAAUACCGAGCGUGUGCAAAAUUCGAUAUGCGUUCCAAUGUCAACUUAUUUUUUCCACAAUCCGUAAUUAUUCCAUAAUUGAAAUAAGCGAAAUACUUACAGUUUACAAUAUCUUUUUUUUUUAAAUCAUCACCACAAUAUCGACCGAUCAAAUAUAAAAUUAUCAAUCUUAGUUUAUGUACUGUAUCAAAAUUACAGUUUUCUAGCCUCUUUUUCGCUAUACGUGAUACUCUGAAAAUUUACUUGUUUAGUCGCCGAUACUCGAGUGAACGGAAUACGAGGUCGACUUCAAUUGCAUGAUUCGGCUCAUGUAAUCGAAGCAGCGAAGUUACUCUAUACUGUAUACAACUAUACGUGGUCUUGUAAUAAAGCACGGUCUGCUACAUCGGUUGCAUCCGAGCGUGUGCGGUAGUGUGCACGAAGGGACGACGUACAAUAGUGGUGUCGCGUUAUGAUCACCGGUCACGCCGGUGGAAAAGUGGCGAAUGUCGCUCGCAUUCGUCCCGUGUUCCCUCCUAAUUAAUGCGAUGGAACAUCUCCGGUACAAGGAAUUCCGUGUCCUCCGCGCGGCGUGGCAAUAUCGUGUGGCCGUCUCGACCGCUUGUACUCCGUCUUAUGGGGAAUGUCGGGACGGUGAGAGUGUGCGGCUUGCAACGGUGCGUUAAUGAGAAUUUCGCUCGAUCACCGCCUCGAUUCACAACGCGUGCCUCACCGGUUCAACCCCGCAGCAACGGCGGCGACUUUUUGCCCACGAAUAUGAACCCGUAAAAUUGCCUCUCGAUCCCUGAAUUAUCCUUCCCAUGAAUUUUUAUAAGCCCGACGCGUUUCGUUGGCUGCGCGUUUCACAGGAUCUGUAGAGGCUUCGUAUAUGCUAGACGCGGGUAUUUGGGAGACAAAUUUUAAAGGGAUCGAUUCUGUUAUAAGAAAUCUGUUCCUUGGUUCGUUGGAGUAAGAAAAGUAAUGGCAUUUUUAUGAAUUUAUGGGGAAUUUAGAGACGAACAAAUGUGCAGAAUAUACGUAAAAUGCAAAAAUAUAUGAAAUAUCUAAAAUAUCCGAUAUUAUGUUUCCUUGGUUGUCUACUAUUCGAUAAAGAUAUUACUAGUAUUCAAGUAAUCGCUGCAAUAAAAGAUAUCCGAGGUAUUAAUGCGGUCGAGGCUGCGUUAAUUUUAUACGCAUUACAUUAAGUACUACGGACCUAAUGAUAAGUAUUAUACAUGUACGUAAAUCUAUUGUCUUAUCUAAGAGGAAGAAACGGAAAUAUCAAAUUGAUAGUAGACCGAUAUGUAUCUUCAUUUCUGCUUAAUCUGUACAUAAUUAUAAUAAUCUUAAAUAAACAUCGUAUAUAUUAGUUUAUAUUUAGCGAAUUAUAAUCAUUGACUGUAUAAUAAUAUAAUUGGGAAAUUGUUAUCUAUUGCACUCAUCAUGCACAAUCACUUUUCUAUCGGUACAAUAAGUACCUGCCAAUUUCAGUAAUAACCGGAAAUGAACGAUCGGAAUUGACAGUUUAUUGUUAAUGUAUUAAUGUCAAUCAGUCAAAAGCAUUUCUAAUUUGACAUGUUAAUUAAUAUUUUAGCGUUACUGCGGUAUACCUGUCUGUCCUAGAUGUUCUCUCAUAUCAAUAAUAGGUAUAAUAAAUGAUAAAUGACAAAUUA
Bombus terrestris (buff-tailed bumblebee) is the source of this 5068-nucleotide messenger RNA. Its product is annotated as sodium- and chloride-dependent glycine transporter 1. The record is from RefSeq and is a predicted model, not a curated record. Gene Ontology annotation, cellular component: membrane. Bases 562 to 2487 code for a protein of 641 amino acids. The transcript has 10 exons. Gene Ontology annotation, molecular function: glycine transmembrane transporter activity. Gene Ontology annotation, biological process: sodium ion transmembrane transport. NCBI's taxonomy places the organism in Eukaryota, Metazoa, Arthropoda, Insecta, Hymenoptera, Apidae.